Messenger RNA from Grosmannia clavigera kw1407, 1227 nucleotides. RefSeq names its product leucine aminopeptidase 2. Lineage: Eukaryota; Fungi; Ascomycota; Sordariomycetes; Ophiostomatales; Ophiostomataceae. The record is from RefSeq and is a predicted model, not a curated record. The coding region runs from base 1 to 1227 and encodes 408 amino acids. The transcript has 2 exons. Gene Ontology annotation, molecular function: metalloexopeptidase activity. Gene Ontology annotation, biological process: proteolysis.
AUGAAGGUCUCUUCUGCCAUCGCGCUGCUGCUGCCGGUGGUCGCUGCACGCUUCGUCGACUCUGCUUUCGAACAGGAUCACGUACAGCUUCAUCCAGAGCAGGCUGCCGCCGAGCAGUUCUUGAUUGAGCUCAGCCCGGGCGAGACUCGCUGGGUGACGGAGGAUGAGAAGUGGGAGCUGCGUCGCAAUGGUCAGCGGUUCAUGGACAUCACGGACAACCGCGAUCUCGGCCUCGCCAGCGCACAGUCUGCCACGACCGGUCCUGCCCGCGUCUUUCCCCCCAACGUGACGCUCGACGAGGAGGUGUUCCCGCUGCUGGCGAACCUGUCCAAGGGCGAGCUGCAGACGCACCUGGAGAAGCUGACGAGCUUCCACACGCGCUACUACAGGUCCGAGCACGGCCGCGCGUCUUCCAACUGGCUGCUGGGCCAGGUGAAGAAGACGGUGGGCGAGGCGGGCGGCUUCAAGCACGGCAUUACGGUCAAGCCGUUCAAGCACCCGUGGGGCCAGAACUCGGUCAUUGCGCGCAUCCCGGGUCAGACGAACCGCACCAUCGUCGUGGGCGCGCACCAAGACUCGAUCAACCUGUUCCUGCCGUCGGUACUGUCGGCGCCAGGCGCGGAUGACGACGGCAGCGGCACGGUGACCAUCCUCGAGGCGCUGCGCGUGCUGCUGCAGUCCGAGGCCGUGCUGGCCGGCAAGGCCGCCAACACGAUCGAGUUCCACUGGUACAGCGCCGAGGAAGGCGGCCUGCUGGGCUCGCAGGCCAUCUUCAACACGUACGAGAAGGCCAGCAGGGACGUACGCGCAAUGCUGCAGCAGGACAUGACCGGCUUCGUGCAGCGCACGCUGGACGCCGGCGAGGUCGAGAGCGUCGGCGUUAUUGUCGACUACGUUGACCCCGGCCUGACCGCCUUCAUCAAGAAGGUCAUCACGGCCUACUGCGACAUCCCCUUUAUCGAGACCAAGUGCGGCUACGCCUGCUCCGACCAUGCGUCCGCUUCCAAGGCCGGCUACCCGUCCGCCUUUGUCAUCGAGUCGGCCUUUGAGCGCAGCGACGACCACAUCCACACCAGCGACGACCUCAUCAAGUAUCUCUCCUUUGACCACAUGCUGCAGCAUGCCCGCCUCACCCUCGCCUUUGUCUACGAGCUGGCCUUUGCCGACUUUGACAAGCUGGACAAGGCCGCCGCUGUCAGCGUCGCCCCGGAGAUGGGCGACCUGUAG